AUGGUCAAGAAGAGCGACGACGCAGCAAGCACCAACGGCGCCAAGCCGAGCUGGGAGGAGAUCGCCGCGAAGAAGCGGCAGGCUCUGCUCGACUCCAUCCCCGCCGAAUGGCGCAUCCCGGCCAAUCUCGUCACGCCCGACACGCAGGACGACGUGACUGGGUGGCCGGAGGCGUCAGGCUGGUUCACGCCGCAGGAGCUAGCCAUUACCAACGCCACGGCCGCCGACCUGCUGCCGCAGCUGGCCUCUGGCCAGUUGAAAUCCCUCGACGUCACGAAGGCCUUUUGCAAACGGGCCUGCGCCGCGCAUCAGCUGACAAACUGCCUCUCCGACACGUGCUUCGAGCGCGCCCUGUCCACGGCGCGGCGGCUCGACGACCACCUCGCGCGGACGGGCAGGCCCGUCGGCCCCCUGCACGGCCUGCCCGUCUCGCUCAAGGACAACUUCAACCUCAAGGGCCUCGACGCCACCGUCGGCUUCGUCUCCCACGUCGGCGACCCGGCGCCCUACGACUCGGUCCUGGCCGAGGUGCUCGAGGCCGCGGGCGCCGUCUUCUACGUCAAGACCAACGUCCCCACGGCCAUGAUGAUCGCCGAGAGCGUCAACAACACGUUCGGCCGCACGACGCACCCCAAGAACCGCAAGCUGACGAGCGGCGGCAGCUCCGGCGGGGAGUCGGCGCUGCUGCUGUUCAAGGGCAGUCCGCUCGGCGUCGGGACUGAUAUCGGCGGCUCCCUCCGCAUCCCCGCCGCCUGCACCGGCAUCUUCACCCUCCGCCCCUCCUUCGGCCGCUUCCCGACCCUGCGCUGCCGCUCCGGCAUGCCGGGCCAGGAGGCCAUCCAGUCCGUCAACGGGCCCAUGGCCCGCACCCUGGCCGACAUCCAGCUCUACUCGGCCGCCGUCGUCGGCGCCGAGCCCUGGGCCCUCGACCCCAAGUGCCUGCCCAUCCCCUGGCGCGCGGUCGCCCUGCCGGCCCGCCUGCGCGUCGCCGUCAUGCGCCACGACGGCAUCGUCGUGCCCACGCCGCCCGUCGCCCGCGCCCUCGAGCACGUGGCGCAGCACCUCCGCACCGCCGGCCACGAGGUCGUCGAGUGGCAGGAGCCGGGGCUGCAGGCGCAGGGCGUGAGCCUGCUCGAGCGCAUGUUCGUCGCCGACGGCGGGCGCGCCAUCCGCCACGAGGUCGAGCGCGGCGGCGAGCCGUGGCGGCCCGAGAUGGCGGCCUACCAGGACGCGCGGGAGCUGGGCACCUGGGAGAUGUGGAAGCUGCACCUCGAGCGCACCGAGUUCCAGAAGAGGUACCUGGACCGGUGGAAUGAGGCCGGCAUCGACGCGAUACUGUGCCCGACCAUGCCGUUUAGCGCCGUGGAGAGCGGCAAGUUCAAGCACGUUGGGUAUACCGGCGUCUUCAACGUCUUGGACUACUCUUGUGUGUCCUUCCCGACCGGGCUGUAUGUCGACAGCGCCAUGGAUAAGGCUCUUGGAGAUGCGCACCGGCCGUUGAGUGAGGUCUGCGCAGCUAUUCACGGAGAAUAUAAUCCUGCCGCGGUGCACGGUAUGCCGAUCAGCCUGCAGCUCGUGGCUAGGCGGCUCGAGGAGGAGAAGGUGCUGGCAAUGACCAAGGCCGUUCUGGAUCUUGUGCAUUGA
Messenger RNA from Thyridium curvatum, 1644 nucleotides. RefSeq lists its product as uncharacterized. Bases 1 to 1644 code for a protein of 547 amino acids. The transcript is spliced from 5 exons. The record is from RefSeq and is a predicted model, not a curated record. Lineage: Eukaryota; Fungi; Ascomycota; Sordariomycetes; Thyridiales; Thyridiaceae.